GCCUUUCUGCAGCAGGUUGAUCUGAGCCUAUAUCACCGAAUUUGGCAAGCUAAAUGAGCAGCAGGAUUCCAUCCGAACCUGAUAAAUAUGAUACAUCAUAGAUAGAUAGCUACCUACCUACCUAGUAAAUAGGACGCAGGUAUAUUUCUAGUUCCCGGACUAGAAAGUGCCUAGAGAAUCUAGAUAUUACAAUGAGUCGGAGUAUUUGGUUGACAUACUCAACCUGCGACUUGCAACCUCGUAGCUACAGUAACUACACGCCAAACCCAUAGUCAUCCCGUGUCUUGUACCCGAGCAGGGAAUCUUCGACUGCACACUGUAGCAGCAUAGCAGCAUAGCAGCAUAGAAGCAUGUCUACCAUAGACGUAUUCGGGUUCACUGCCCUCCAUGUCACAGAGUGGACGACUCGGAAUCUCUGGACUAUACUGGUAGUGGCCAUCAUCGCCAAGGUCGUCUCUAGCGGAAUAUACAAUGCGUACUUCCACCCGCUAAGUAGGUUCCCGGGACCGAAACUGGCAGCUUGUAGCAAUGUGCCAUAUUCCAUGAACUUUCUCGGAGGGAGGCAACCUUAUGAGAUGUUGCGUCUUCAUCGUCGCUAUGGCCCCGUCGUCCGCGUAGCACCCAACGAGCUAUCUUUCAACACGGCGCAGUCCUUCCGCGAUAUCUACGGAUUUCGCCCCGGGCACAAGACCUUUGUAAAGUCCAUCUUCUACGAGGGAGGUAGCUUUGCGGCUAAGGGAGUCCAUUCGAUCGUAUCGGAACGUGAUCCCGCAAUUCAUGCGCAGAUGCGAAGACUUUUAUCUCAUGCCUUCAGCAAUUCGAGUCUCCUAGAGCAGGAAGAGCUUGUGACAGAUAGCGUGGAUCGAUUCGUGCGUCUCAUAAGGGCGAAGGUUGGCCAACGUCUGGACAUUGCAGACUUGUUUGAACGGAUGGCAUUUGAUAUCAUAGGAAAUUUGGCGUUUGGCGAGACUUUUGGUGCAUUGGAGAAGGACGAACGCCAUCCUUGGAUUGCCAUCACGAUGGGGGCCCUAACGAAAGGUGCUCUCGUCGACUCGUUCAAGCGCUUCCCGAUGUUAGCUAGUAUUGUCAAGUUGAUCAUGCACAAGCAGAUAGCGACGCUCAUCGACGACACUAACAAGAACGAGGAGCUUGCUAUCAAAUUAGUCGAAAGGCGCGUCUCCCGUCCAAGUACUCGGAAAGACUUCCUUACGCGUAUCCUCGAGCAACGGACCAGAGUCGACGCAGACCCAGACUACAAGCACCAGCACAAGGUCUCGGAUGUAGAAUUGGCUGCCCACGUCUCAGACUUCGUGCUAGCUGGUAGCGAGACGACGUCCACGGUCCUUUCCACGGCAACCUAUUAUCUUCUUAAGAAUCCGCUGGUGUACAAAAAGCUCGCUUCCGAAAUUCGAUGCGCUUUCGAAUCAGCAGAGGAUAUUAAUGAGGCGACCACCCGCGACCUGGCGUAUCUGAACGCCGUGUGCAAAGAGGCGAUGCGCAUCUAUGCUCCGUUACCUCUAGGGACUCCGAGGGAGGUGCCGGAGGGAGGGGAAACAGUCGACGGGCAUUUUCUCCCGGCUGGGACCGUGGUCGCAACCAACCCCAUCGCAGCAAGCCUCGAUCCGACGAAUUUUGCAGAUCCUCUCCUGUUCAACCCAGACCGGUGGCUUGACGAUUAUCGAGGACAGGAUGAUCUCGAGGCUAGUCAACCGUUUAGCCUUGGAGCGAGAGGAUGUCUCGGUAAGAGCUUGGGUUGGAUGGAGAUGCGUCAAGUUUUGGCUAAACUGAUUUGGAAUUUCGAUCUGGAGCUGGCAGAGUCGGAUCUCGAUUGGCAUAGGGACUCGCGUAUGUAUACACUAUGGUCGAAACCGCAUCUCCACGUGAGAGCGAAGUUGGCGGAUCGAUAACGAUAUGCGGGAGGAGCAAGGUUCUGUACGAUUCAUGAGCUGCGUACGUGGAUGCAAGAUCGGUUGAAUAGGUACUUAGUAGUUUAGUUGUCAGGGCAAUAACGAUUGGCUCGAAUUUGAAGCCCGUAUCAUCUCCAGGGCUGUCAUAUCAGGAUGUUCAACGCAAUAUCAUAACCCUCUUAGGACACUGAAUA
Messenger RNA from Annulohypoxylon maeteangense, 2101 nucleotides. Its product is annotated as putative cytochrome P450. Bases 351 to 1907 code for a protein of 518 amino acids. The transcript is spliced from 8 exons. Lineage: Eukaryota; Fungi; Ascomycota; Sordariomycetes; Xylariales; Hypoxylaceae. Gene Ontology annotation, molecular function: monooxygenase activity; heme binding; oxidoreductase activity, acting on paired donors, with incorporation or reduction of molecular oxygen. The record is from RefSeq and is a predicted model, not a curated record.